Molecule: messenger RNA, 1337 nt
Organism: Falco peregrinus (peregrine falcon)
Lineage: Eukaryota; Metazoa; Chordata; Aves; Falconiformes; Falconidae
Gene: ASCL2
Product: achaete-scute family bHLH transcription factor 2
Exons: 2
Coding region: 125-640 (171 amino acids)
Biological process (GO): regulation of transcription by RNA polymerase II; developmental process
Molecular function (GO): DNA-binding transcription factor activity, RNA polymerase II-specific; RNA polymerase II transcription regulatory region sequence-specific DNA binding; protein dimerization activity
Source: RefSeq, a predicted model, not a curated record
CUUUUUUUUACUCUCCCCGCGUUAAGUUCAGUUUUCCUAAAAUUGUUUUAAAUUCUUUUUGGGUUUAGAAAAGCCUUACUGUUUUUCGCGCGCGCUCUCCACCCGCCGCCGUGGCCGCCCGGCGAUGAACGGCGGGGCCCUGCCGCCGCUGCCCCCCGCCGCCCCCCGCGGCCGCCGGCGGCCCGCCUCCCCCGAGCUGCUGCGCUGCAAGCGCCGCCUGGCCCUGGCCGCCCUGCCCGGCACCGGCGCGGCGGCGGCGGCCGUGGCCCGGCGGAACGAGCGGGAGCGCAACCGCGUGCGGCUGGUGAACCUGGGCUUCGCGGCGCUGCGGCAGCACGUCCCGCACGGCGCCGCCAGCAAGAAGCUGAGCAAGGUGGAGACCCUCCGCUCCGCCGUCGAGUACAUCCGCGCCCUGCAACGGCUCCUCGACGAGCACGACGCCGCCUUCCCCGACGGCCGCGGGCGGGCUGCCGGCGGGGAAGGCGGCGGCGGCGGCGGCGGCUACUCCUCGGCGUCGCCCUCCUUCGCCUCCUCCGUGCCCGGCUCGCCGUGCUCCUCCGAGGAGAGCGGCUACGACGCGGCGCUCAGCCCCGAGGAGCGGGAGCUGCUGGACUUCACCAGCUGGCUCGGGAGCAUCUGACCCGGCGGGAGCCGCGCUCAGCCCGCAGUCCCUCCGCAGCCGUCACCAUCCCCCCGCAAAAAGAAACCCGAACACCCUCCUGCCCCCCCGCUGGCCACUUGGCUCGCCGGGCUCGCCCGCCGGCGGGGAGGCGAUGGGUGCCCGGUGGGCGAUGGGUGCCCGAGCGGAGGGGACCCGGCCCGGGCGCCUGGGGGAAGAAGAGAAAGUCCAACCACCUGAUGCUUCCUUGUUUCUGGAGGGGGAGGGGCUUUUUUAUCGUGCCGGAUUCUAUUUUAUAUGUAACUUGAACUGACUACAGGAACACUGGUGUAUGAAGACUUAUUUUUGUACAAGAAACCUUAGAGAAAGGGGUGAGGAGAUGGUUCUAUUUUUAGCAAGCCCGGUUCCCCCGCUCCCCGACGCUGCCAGCACGUUUGGGGAACAUACUCUGUUUAGAUAAACAGGUGGGGUUUUAUCCUCUCCAAACACUUUAGUAAAAGACUGUAAAGUUCUGUUGUGUCUUAACGUGGUGUCUGAGUUUGUCUGGUGUGAAGGUCCACUUCUCUGAAAACUGAAGUUUUCUUUUUUAAAAAAAUUGUAUUGAAGGCAUUUUUGUAUGCACUUGCUAAGAUUUCUUAAGUUGUACAUAUGCAGUUUUUAAAAGAGUAUCAUAUUUUAUGUAAAUUGACUUUAUAAAUAAAAAUCUAUUUAUAAAUGG